Zymoseptoria tritici IPO323 is the source of this 498-nucleotide messenger RNA. RefSeq lists its product as uncharacterized. Bases 1 to 498 code for a protein of 165 amino acids. The transcript is spliced from 4 exons. NCBI's taxonomy places the organism in Eukaryota, Fungi, Ascomycota, Dothideomycetes, Mycosphaerellales, Mycosphaerellaceae. The record is from RefSeq and is a predicted model, not a curated record.
AUGAUUGCAGGUUCGGACAGGUGGUUCGACAGCUUCCUGCCGCAAGGCAACCUUACUGCAGCGGAAGACGUGGCUGGACUCGCAGUGAUGGAUAGCUUAUCACAACCACAUCCAAGCCAGAGCAUUACGACCUCCGCCGCCGCAAUGUCGCAUGCAGUUGAGCAAUUACCGGCAAUGCCGCCCACCUCAAACACCCAGCAGCCCAUGUCGUGGCUGUACGAUGGAUGGGACGAAUUCGAAGACAUCUUUGGUCCAUUUGAAGCCGGGCUACCCUCGAAGCGAUCGUACUCGAGACUGUUGAGGCACUACGGCUACACCGAGCCGAAGUGCAUCGACGCUCGCACCAUUGCCUGGUAUCACAAUGCCAUCAGAGCUUUGCGGAAAAACGAACACUGCUGCGGCAUGCCAGUGCACAUAGCGAGCGGCGGAUAUCGUUCUGCCCUCAUGCAGGAUGUCCGGCUUCUCGGCGAGGCUUCAAGCGCCGUGACGACCUGCUGA